CCUCCUGAAGGUCCACCUGCAGCUGCACGGAUUCAGCGUCUUCCUGGACGUGGAGAAGUUGGAGGCCGGGAAGUUUGAGGACAAGCUGACCCAGAGCGUGAUGAGCGCCCGGAAUUUUGUGCUGGUCCUCUCCGUCCAGGCCCUGGACCGCUGCAAGGGGGACGAGGCCUGCAAAGACUGGGUGCACAAGGAAAUAGCCACUGCCCUGAGCGGCCAGAAAAACGUCAUCCCGGUGACCGACCACUUUGACUGGCCAGACCCGGAGGAGCUUCCGGAGGACAUGAGGGCCAUCCUGAAAUUCAACGGGAUCAAGUGA
Messenger RNA from Pseudonaja textilis, 316 nucleotides. The record is from RefSeq and is a predicted model, not a curated record. NCBI's taxonomy places the organism in Eukaryota, Metazoa, Chordata, Lepidosauria, Squamata, Elapidae.